UCAGAGGCUGUUACUGGGAACGUCAAGCGGAUAUGCAUCAAACGAGGCUCGGGGUGCACGCGCCACCCUCCGGCAUGUCGCUGCCGCUAGUACAGUGGGUGUAGGCAGGCACAGCGCACGCUCGCUCACCCAAACGGUGCCAAACCGAGGGAACUUGUGAGCAGCACCCCGCCAUUCUUCGAUAAAACUCCGAUCCAAGAUUCGAUAUCUGCUGUUCUUCUACCGCCACGACUCCCACCCUCCUUGUUCUACCCGUGUAUUUGUCUCGCACUAUUGCGGUUGCUGUAGAUUCGACGCCCCCAAUUUGCACGACCGCCCAAUUUUGCCCGCAGCAUCUCGCCACUACCGACAAGACGACACACGACCCCUCCUCUUGUACGAGCUGACGCGCGACGCUGUAGUCGAUCAUGGCAAAAACAGCCGUCGACCUCAAGAAUGAGGGCAACAAGGCUUUCGCGGCGGGCGACUGGCCGACCGCCGUCGACUUGUACACACAGGCCAUCGAGCUCGACGAUUCACAGCCUACGUUCUACUCAAAUCGAGCGCAGGCACAUAUCAAAUCCGAAGCCUUUGGCUACGCCAUCGCGGACGCCACCAAGGCGAUAGAGCUCGACCCCAAUAUGCUCAAGGCGCACUUUCGACGAGGUCUUGCUCGCGCUGCGAUUCUGAAACCAAAGGAAGCCGUAGCCGACUUCAAACGAUGCGUCGAGCUCAACCCCCAAAGCACUGACGCCCGACUCAAACUGGAAGAAUGCAAAAAGAUUGUGCGCCAGCUGGCCUUCUUCGCCGCCAUUGAGGUCGGCGACCAGCCCUCGGCGGCUGAGGGUCUGGACCUGGACAACAUGGCUGUCGACGAGGGCUACGACGGUGCCCGUCUGGGCAAGGAGAUGACGCAGGAAUUCAUUGAUGACAUGACCGAACGCUUCAAGCAGGGCAAGAAGUUGCAUCGCAAAUACGUAUACCAGAUCAUCCUCGCCGUCAAACAGAUUGUCUACGAGGAGGCGACCAUGGUCGAGAUGAAGAUCCCUUCGGAUGUCGAGCUGACGGUCUGUGGCGACACACACGGCCAAUACUUUGAUCUGAUGGAGUUGUUCCGACGCAACGGAAGCCCGAGCGACAAGCACUGGUACCUGUUCAACGGUGACUUUGUGGACCGCGGCUCAUGGUCAACGGAAAUCGCCCUGCUGCUAUAUGCGUACAAGUGGCUACGCCCGCACGGCUUCUUCCUGAACCGCGGCAACCACGAAACAGACGAUAUGAACAGGGUGUACGGUUUCGAGGGCGAGUGCAAGGCCAAGUACAACGAGAGGACAUUCAAGCUCUUCUCGGAAAGUUUCUCCGCCUUGCCUCUGGCCACCCUUAUUGGCAAAAAGUACCUCGUCCUCCACGGUGGUCUUUUCUCCGACGACAAUGUCACAUUAGACGACAUUCGCAAGCUCAACCGACACAACCAGCGCCAGCCUGGACAGUCCGGCCUGAUGAUGGAGAUGCUCUGGACAGAUCCGCAAGAGGAGAAGGGCCGCGGUCCCAGCAAGCGAGGUGUCGGCAUGCAGUUCGGUCCCGACAUCACAGCCAAGUUCUGCGAGAAGAACGGGUUGGAGGCAGUCAUCCGCAGUCACGAAGUGCGCAUGGACGGGUACGAGGUGCAGCACGGCGGUCGUUGUAUUACUGGUAUGUCCAUACAAGCCACACGGGAGUCGAUUGCUAACACGGUCAGUCUUCUCGGCGCCCAAGUACUGCGACUCGACGGAGAACAGGGGUGCUUACAUCAACAUCGGCCCCGACUACAAGCUCAAAUACGAGCAAUUCGAUGCCGUGCCGCAUCCGGACAUCAAGCCCAUGGCAUACGCCCAGAAUUCUCUUCUUUCGUCGCUUAUGUAGUAGGCUUGGAGGAUGUGCUCGUGGGCAGAAAUCGCAUAACGCAUGGUCAGGCGUCAGGACACGGUAUAUCGGAGGAGUUUGCAAAUAUAAGCGCGCAGAUACCCCGUGUAGAUCGUAGAAUCAUUAGAUCAAGGGCUGGACAGGACCUUGGGAAUUUUAUUUGGAUUCCGUGUGUCGGUGGCAACACUUAUGAUUUCCAUAUACGCUCCUGACCAUCGCCGCCCACCAUGGUGCCUAGCCAGUCGGACGCCUGUUUAAGUCGGAGCACGCGUCUCUGUCCAUUCUCGACGAGACCUGCCCAUGCGGUGAUGGCUGCCGCGAAGGUGCUCAAGUCCUCGCGUGGCACCCUGACCCAGCACUGUGAUCCGCUUGUCUUCAAGAUGUCCACGGGUAUCGCCUGGCCGGAGAGACCGAAUGACUGACGCAAGGCCGCGGUGCAGUAUGACUUGACCUGCAGAUCGUCCAGCUCCAGUGGCUCUGCCGACUCGGUAACAAGCUCCAUGUGGGCAUAUGACCAAGGCGCAUUCUUGACGGUGCACGUCAGGAUCUCAUGCGACUUUUCCAGGCCGGCCUUGGAGAAGGACACUUCCCCUUGUUGCGUCAUGUUUGAAGAUCCUAAUCGUCGCAGGACGGGUCGAGCUGGAGGCAGGCAACUCAGUAGAGGUUG
Emericellopsis atlantica is the source of this 2548-nucleotide messenger RNA. Its product is annotated as Metallo-dependent phosphatase-like protein. Lineage: Eukaryota; Fungi; Ascomycota; Sordariomycetes; Hypocreales; Bionectriaceae. Gene Ontology annotation, cellular component: cytosol; nucleus. The record is from RefSeq and is a predicted model, not a curated record. The transcript is spliced from 5 exons. Gene Ontology annotation, molecular function: protein binding; protein serine/threonine phosphatase activity. Bases 408 to 2093 code for a protein of 561 amino acids.